AUGGUUAGCCAUAUAUUUAUGUCCACUCUUCAUCAUCCCAUCCUCAUUUUUUUUAUCUCUCUGCUUGGAACUUCAUCCUACCUACAACUUAUUAAACCCAUUUCAUGUACCAAAGGCCCUAUUUUCAAAUGCUCAGAGGUGGAGAGGGCAGCACUUCUUAGCUUUAAAUACAAUCUCACAGAUCCAUCGGGUCGUCUCUCUUCUUGGGUUGGUGAGGAUUGCUGCAACUGGCUAGGCGUUGGAUGUAAUAACAACACAGGAAAUGUCGUCAAGCUUGACCUUAGGAACCCAUCGUAUUUUGAUGAUUUUGAUCAAUAUAACAAGUCGUGUCUGAUGGGUAAGAUAAGUUCUUCUUUACUCGAUCUCAAGCAUUUGCGUUACUUUGAUCUCAGCUUGAAUAAUUUUACUGGAGCCAAUAUUCCAAAGUUUUUGGGUUCUCUUGAGAAUUUGAGGUAUUUCAAUCUCUCUUUCUCAAUGUUUUCUGGAGCUAUUCCUCCCCAUCUUGGGAACCUUUCGAGGCUCCAAUAUCUGGACCUCAAUUCAAACUCAUAUCCAGCAUUGACUCAGUCUGAAAGUCUAGAAUGGCUUGUUGGUUUUCCUUCUCUUAAGUACCUUGGAAUGGAUUAUGUAAAUCUUGAAAAAGUACCAGAUUGGCUUCAUGCGAUUAAUGUGCUUCCUUCCUUACGGGAGUUACACCUAGCUAGCUGUGGACUUGUUAGUCUUCCUUCCUCUAUUUUCUCCAUCAAUUUUACAUUACUUUCAGUCCUCGAUCUCUUUUCCAACAAUUUUAGCUCCUCCUUCAUACCUCACUGGUUGUCAAAUGUGAGUGAGCUUUCAACAAUCAACCUUGAGUACACUUUCCUUGGAGGUACUAUUCCAGUUGGUCUGGAACAUCUAACCAACUUGCGUAGCUUGAAUUUAGCUGCCAACAAUUUAAUUGGGGAGAUAACUGAGUUUGUGGAUGCCUUGUCUCAAGGUUUCAAUGGCAGCCUUGAAGAUGGGAACUUACCGCCAAUGCAAGAACUUGACCUCACAGAUAAUCAAUUGAACGGAACAAUUCCAAAAAGCAUCGGGAAACUGUCAAGGCUUGUUUCAUUGUCCCUAGGCUGGAAUUCUUGGGAAGGUGUCCUAACUGAAGCUCAUUUUCUAAAUCUCACCCGAUUAAAAUCUCUCUGGUUGAAUUUGAAAUUUUCUGCAAAUUGGACGUUGGUUUUAAAUGUCAAACACAAUUGGGUUCCUCCUUUUAAGCUGACAGAGAUUUCAUUAGCAAACGUACGGAUCGGCCCAAACUUUCCAGCGUGGCUAAAAACUCAAAAUGAACUCGAAAUACUUUUGCUCAAUAAUGUUGGCAUUUCUGACACCAUUCCGCAUGGCUUUUGGAAGUCCCACCCAAAUGUCACCAAUUGUAUUUUAUCUCAUAACAAACUACAUGGGCAGGUACCAAACUUUCAAUUGCACCCUUCAUUAGUUGAUUUUGAUUUGAGUUACAACAACUUAGAGGGCCCACUUCCACUUUUUCAUAGUAAUCUAAGUAACAUAUAUCUCGAUAAUAAUAUGUUUUCUGGACCUAUUCCAGAAAACAUAGGUGAGUUAUUGCCCAAGUUGUUUUGGUUGGACCUCUCUUCAAAUUCAAUUACUGGCAGAAUUCCCCAUUCUAUUAGAAUGCUAAAGGAAUUAAGUUUUCUUAUUUUGCGAAACAAUUCCUUAUCCGGGAAACUCCCCCAUCUUUGGAAGGAUUUACAAUCGUUAUUAAUAUUGGACUUAGCAGAGAACAAUAUAUCUGGCAAUGUUCCAAGUUCAAUGCAAUAUUUGAGAUCACUGGAGGUAUUAUCAUUGAGCCAAAAUCAUCUUGAUGGAGAGUUUCCUUCUUUAUUUAGAAACUAUAGUAACUUGCAAAGCCUUGAUCUUGGAAGAAACAAAUUCUUUGGAAAACUUCCAACAUGGUUGGGAGAAAGUCUACCACUUUUAUUGAGGUUAAGACUAAGGUCCAACUUUUUUCAGGGGGACAUACCUCAACAAUUAUGUCUUCUUUCAAAUCUUCAAAUCCUAGACCUUGCACACAAUGAUUUUUCAGGAGUAAUCCCUCAAUGUUUAGGAAGCUUGCGUAGUAAUGAGAAUAAAGGUUAUUGGGGAGGCUAUGAUUACCAAAUGUUUUUGGUUUCUAAAGGAAUAGAAUAUGAAUAUGGUCAAACUUUUGUUUAUCAUGUAUAUUCUAUAGACCUUUCGAGUAACAAUUUGUCAGGAGAAAUACCAGAUAAUAUAACAAGCAUCUCAGAACUGGUCAUCAUGAAUUUAUCAAUGAAUCAUCUCACUGGAAGAAUUUCUAAAAAGAUUGGGAAUUUACACACGUUAGAAACACUUGAUCUCUCUAUGAAUGAGCUUUAUGGUCCAAUCCCUGAGAGCUUGUCUAAUUUGACCUUCUUAAGUCGUUGA
Corylus avellana is the source of this 2433-nucleotide messenger RNA. Its product is annotated as receptor-like protein EIX2. The record is from RefSeq and is a predicted model, not a curated record. Gene Ontology annotation, molecular function: protein binding. Lineage: Eukaryota; Viridiplantae; Streptophyta; Magnoliopsida; Fagales; Betulaceae.